AACCCUUAAACGGCGCUUCCUGUCUCUACACCUUCAUGACUUCAGCCUAGGCUGAAGGGGAGGAGCAGGCGGCGGAGGCUCUUCUCUGCUCCCAUGUCGAUGUUUGUUGAUUGCGAGGGUGGCAUUGCUGUGUGUGGAAGAGGAUUGACGGAGGGUUGUCGAGUGGCCUGCCAAGACGCGUUAUUGUGGAAAGCUACAACUUUCCCCCUUCCGAAUAGGAGGCUGAAUGACGAAGAUUGGGGAUGAUGUUUCGACGAUUAUUGCUAUGAACCGCUUUGCCAUAUGGCUGUAAGCUCAUGUUUGACUUGUCUUUCCUGACUGACGGCCAGUCCAGGAUGCUGGAGCUCGUCUGAGGACGCUUUUUCAGGAUUUUCCUUCCCCAUUCAAACAAAAAAACGACGAGGUUCUCCGUCGGCGACGAGACCCUUUCCAACUCAUUUGCUCAUCCCCUGAACUUCCAAAAAUGGUCUUCUUCGCCUUGGCUCGAAACAAACCAGGAUAACGACGGGAGAAGCUACGCGACAACAACCCUACCAACGACGGCCAGUGUUACUUUCUCCCCCCCCGUGUAAGGCAGCGCUUCAGCGGGCAGACCUGACAAUCUCAGCCGGGAUGCGACGCCUCGCUGCCUAGGCUGUCCUGGCUCUGGAUUUAUUCAACUUUUGUUUUUUUAAUCUACUACAAUUAAUGCAUCUUGGGGAGUCGAUGAGAGAGUGCGAGUACAGUCAAAUCAGCACUCGCAGCUCCACGCCAAUGGAGACCCCUUACAAGAAAAGGACCCCAAAGAGGAAGAAGUGGGAGACCUUCCCAGGUCGGAAUAAGUUCUACUGUGAUGGGAGGAUCAUGAUGGCCAAGCAGACAGGGGUUUUCUACCUCACCCUGGUCCUCAUCCUUGUAACCUGUGGACUGUUUUUCACCUUUGAUUGUCCAUUCCUGGCACUGGAGCUGACCCCCAUCAUCCCAGUCAUAGGAGGAGCUCUGUUCCUGUUUGUACUGGGGACUCUACUGAGAACCAGCUUCAGUGACCCCGGCGUCCUGCCAAGGGCAACCCCUGACGAGGCGGCGGACUUGGAGAGGCAAAUAGAUGUGGCCAACGGCAGCACAGGCUACAGGCCUCCUCCCAGGACCAGAGAGGUCGUCAUCAAUGGCCAGACAGUCAAGUUGAAGUAUUGUUUCACGUGCAAAAUCUUCAGACCACCACGUGCCUCCCACUGCAGCCUCUGCGACAAUUGUGUGGAACGUUUUGACCACCACUGUCCCUGGGUGGGGAACUGCGUGGGGAAGAGGAACUACCGGUUCUUCUACAUGUUCAUCCUCUCUCUCUCCUUCCUCACCAUCUUCAUCUUCGCCUUCGUCAUUACACACAUCAUUUUACGUUCACAUGUAAAUGGGUUCCUCAAUGCACUUAAAGAUAGUCCUGCCAGUGUUCUGGAGGUGGUGGUGUGUUUCUUUUCUGUUUGGUCCAUAGUGGGCCUCUCAGGCUUCCAUACCUACCUGAUCAGCUCCAAUCAGACCACCAAUGAAGAUAUAAAAGGUUCAUGGUCUUCUAAAAGGGGGAAGGACAACUACAACCCGUACAGCCAUGGUAAUAUAUUCACCAACUGCUGUGCAGCGCUUUGUGGACCCUUGCCACCAAGUCUCAUUGACAGACGAGGUGUUAUUGAAGCAGACGCACCACAGCUGGCACCGCCGACCAACGGCAUCACCAUGUAUGGUGCCACACAGUCCCAGCAAAGUCAUAUGUGUGAUCAAGACCAGUGCAUUCAGAGCACCAAAUUCGUUUUGCAGGCUGCCACCACUCCUCUCCUCCAGCAGCAGAGCAGCGAGCCAGUCAUCAUAACGUCUUCCCCUGAAAACGGGACGUCUCUGCCCGUCCGCGCCUCACUCACCCUGGGAGGCCCGUGCACCUCGCUCCCCCUCGGCCAGCCUACCCCGCCGACGUCCACCCCCAGCCUAAGCUGCCAUGAGGCCACCGACAUGCUGCCAAUCCAUGGACACACACUAAACCACACGCAGCCUCUCCAGGAGCAGGCAGCGCAUCACCACUAUCUCACCCCAGAGGAAGUGCCCUCACCACCAGGUAUGCUUCAUUGCGGCAGCCCGCUGGGCCACAGCCAUACGGUGCAGGCCAGUUUCUACAACCCUGCCAGCCAAGACUCACUACACGAGGACUCGGUCAGAGGGUUGGUGAAGCUCAGCUCUGUCUGACAGUGGGAUAUAUAAACCCAAUUUCUUCUAAAGACAUAAAACUCUCCUGAGCUACUUCGGUAUUGGCCAACUCCCCCUUCAAUUACAGACUCCAGCUGCUAGAAAGUGUGGAAAGUAACUGAAGAAAAACUUGUUCUCCUCAGCCAUCAUGUUGCCAAACCUGUCUGUUGGAACUGUGAGAGAAAGGUUACAGUAUAUGUAGGACAACUCAGACAUAAACUGUAGGGGGUUAUUUGUACUUCAAGGGAAGAUUAAGCAACUCUAAUUUGGGAAUCUGCAAACUGGAGUUUGCUCUACAAAGUGGUAUCUAUGUCUGUAAGCCAUUUCGAGCAAAAAGAAAAGAACUAUUCAAAACUUCAGGUCAGAAAGCUGCAUUUCUGCCACUGGAUCAGACAGUAUUUUUGUUGAACAAAUUUAAACCAAUUUGCCUGUUGCUGAUCAGACUGUGUCUCCUGCCUUUAUUCUCAGCAUUGUGAUGGUUUAUGUCAUUAUGUUGCAUAUCAUCCUGCUUUUUCUAUGUAAAUGAAAUCAGAGACUGUUGUACUGUACCUUAGUUACUACAACUCUAACAAAUUAUAUUUCCUGUGGAUAUUAAUAAAACACCAACUUUUUACCAGA
Molecule: messenger RNA, 2826 nt
Organism: Girardinichthys multiradiatus
Lineage: Eukaryota; Metazoa; Chordata; Actinopteri; Cyprinodontiformes; Goodeidae
Product: palmitoyltransferase ZDHHC14-like
Exons: 10
Coding region: 688-2208 (506 amino acids)
Biological process (GO): protein targeting to membrane; peptidyl-L-cysteine S-palmitoylation
Cellular component (GO): endoplasmic reticulum; Golgi apparatus
Molecular function (GO): protein-cysteine S-palmitoyltransferase activity
Source: RefSeq, a predicted model, not a curated record